Molecule: messenger RNA, 2067 nt
Organism: Rotaria socialis
Lineage: Eukaryota; Metazoa; Rotifera; Eurotatoria; Philodinida; Philodinidae
Source: the annotation of a GenBank genome assembly
AUGGAUCCAACGCCCAAAAGAAGAGGUCGUCCUAGAAAAAGCAACGUUCUUCCUAAUACUGAAACAAUCAAACCUAAUGUUGAAAAAACUAAAAAAACUAAACCUAAUGAUGAACCAAGUGUACCAAAAAUUGAAAAUUUACUAGCAAUGAAUGCCAUGGUUGUUCAACAAAGAAAAGCAGCUAAAGUUAAAAAGAAAUACAAAGAAGCCAGUAGUGAAGAGGAAUAUGUGGAUGAACAAGUUGACGAAGAAUCAGAUCAAUAUGAAGAAGAAGAAGAAGAAGAUGAAAAUGUUGCACGUCCAAAUCGUCGAUCUUCAGCUGCUAAACGUAAAUCAUUAGCAAUUCAAUCAAAAGACCAAACAGAAAGCUGGGGAAAUUAUAGAAAUACAAUAGACAAUGGACCUGUUCCACAACAUCCAUUGACGUUGAAUGAAACAACCUUUGACGUUGCACUAAAAUUACAACGCCGCAAUCAAGAUCGACAACUAGCCAUUGAUUAUCUUGAUAAUGAAAAUGAAAUUGAACUUAUCAAAGAUUCAAAAAUGACAGAACAAGUUUUAACUGAUACAUAUCAUAUUCAACUUUCUCAAAAUAUAGAUGGUGGCUGUGAAAGUCUCCAACCAUUUGAAUCUAUUGCACAUAAGAAUAAUGUAUUUACACUGAAUACUGGUAUUGGUCCCAUUCAAUCUCUAGAUUGGCUUUCGAUGCCUACUGCAAAAUGUCCGUUAACACAUCAAUAUUUAGCUGUCGGUUGUUCACGUUCAUCAUUAAUAUCAAAACAUAUUUACGAUGAAAUCUAUUCAUAUAAAAAUUAUAUUCAAAUAUGGAUGUUUGAUUUAUCAAAUGUAAAAACAAAUUUAACACCAAAAAAUCAUCAGUUGAUUUGCUUGAUCGCAAUAAAUGAUUCCGGUGCUAUAUGGGGCUUAAAAUGGUCUCCCUCGUGUUCAUCACCAUCAGCUUACUUAGCUGCUGGUACCAGUUCGGGUUCAAUUUAUCUGUAUAAAAUAUUUUCUGAACAAUAUCUAUCAUCAACUGAAUCGACAAAUAAAAUUUUAUCGUUUUAUCAAGCAAAAAAAACAAUUCGAUUAUCACUGAAUGAACCAAAUAAUCUUACACAAUGUUUAGCAAUCGAUUGGUCUCAACAUGAUCCACACCGUCUUGCUGCUUGUUAUAGUAACGGUUUUAUAGCUCUGUUUCAUGUUAAUACGGAAGCGAAACAUCUUAUUGAAAUUAAACCAAAUCAAGAAAAAAUUAUUUUUCCUAUUCGAUGUUUUCGAACAUCGUAUACACCAAUUCGUGACAUCAAAUUUUUAAGCGAUUCAUCAAAUCUUGUUUUAACAAUUGCAAACAUCGCAAAACGAUUCACUGUAUGGGAUUUCGAUGAUCAUCAUCAACAUUUAAUCGAUAUUGAAAAUAGUGGUACAGAAUCAGCAAUAAGAACUUUAACUGGUGAUCUUUUAUGCGUAAAAGAAUUUACACCAUCAUAUGCUCGAACAAGUGCUUAUCUUACAUAUGAACCAGAAACAAAUAAUCUUCCAAAACAUAUUUAUUUUCAAUCUACACCCGAUCAUGUUUUAAGUGUUGAUUAUUCUCCGUGGCUUGAUUCUGUUUUACUUUCUGAUUCGAAUGGUCAAGUGUAUUUCUUUCGAGUAACAAACUUUGUAAGAUGGACAAGAAAAAAUGAAUGCUCGUUAAAAUAUCGAUUAAAAUUAUUUAACUUAAAUGCAAUAAUUAAGCCAGAUAAACAAGAAGAAGUAGCUAAACUUAAUCAAGAAGUUGGUGAACCGAUUUUUGAACAAUCGUCAUAUACGGAUUUAGUUGAUAAAUAUUAUCUUGAUGCAAACUUGUGUUGUGACCAAAAAUUUGUUAGUAAACAAGAUGAUUUCAGUAAAGCUGGAAAUCAUUCUUUGAAUGCUUUACAUAAAAUUCGUUUCAAUCCGAAUCUUGGUUCAUAUUGUUGGUAUGCAUUUGGUGGUGAAUCUGGUUUAAUUUUUGUUCUUCCACUUAAACAAUCAUCGUCUAACUAUGCAAUGUCUAUCUAUGAAAAAGAAAACAAAUCGACAUAA